AUUAAAGAAUGCGGUGAAUAAUACAAUUUAGGCCCACUAAGGAUCAGGCGGUGAAAACAAUGUAGGCCCAAUAAUGACAUAGCCUUUCAUCUUUCUCUACUCAAUCCAAAACAAACCUCAAGUCACACACUCUUCACCUAAACAGCAUCAAUGGCGACUUCUCUCUCCGUUUCUAGAUUCAUGUCCUCCUCCGCCACCGUUAUCUCCGUCGCUAAGCCGUUACUUUCCCCCACCGUAUCCUUCACCGCGCCGCUCUCCUUCACACGCUCUCUCGCUCCUAAUCUCUCUCUCAAAUUCCGCAACCGCCGCACCAAUUCCGCCUCCGCCACCACCAGAUCCUUCGCUACGACACCCGUCACCGCCUCCAUUUCCGUCGGAGACAAGCUCCCAGACUCCACUCUCUCCUACCUCGAUCCAUCCACCGGAGACGUCAAAACAGUAACCGUCUCAUCCCUAACCGCCGGGAAGAAAACAAUCCUAUUCGCCGUUCCCGGCGCAUUCACACCAACAUGCUCACAAAAACACGUCCCUGGAUUCGUAUCCAAAGCCGGAGAACUCAGAUCUAAAGGCAUCGAUGUAAUCGCAUGUAUCUCCGUCAACGACGCGUUCGUGAUGGAAGCGUGGAGGAAAGAUCUUGGAAUUAACGAUGAGGUAAUGUUGCUAUCCGAUGGAAAUGGCGAAUUCACAGGGAAGCUUGGUGUUGAAUUGGAUUUGAGGGAUAAGCCUGUGGGACUUGGAGUUAGGUCAAGGAGAUAUGCGAUUUUGGCUGAUGAUGGUGUUGUGAAAGUUCUGAAUCUUGAAGAAGGAGGUGCUUUUACUAAUAGUAGUGCUGAGGAUAUGCUUAAAGCUCUCUGAUUCUUAUGAUUUUCUCAUCAAUUUCGUCUUCUUCUCUGUUUUGAAUUUUCUUUACUCUGUUUUGUGUUGCUGUUUCUUUAAAUCUACGAAUCAUUAUCGGAUUUGUAAUGGAAUAAUGAAGUUAGAGGUUCUGUUGUUUGUGAACAUUUUAGAAAAGCGUUGUGUUUAGUUUUCGGAUGUUACUACUUUUGGUUAAUUUUUUCUCUUUUGACUUUUAUAAUUUUGAUUGAGUUUAGGUAUUAACCUAACACUUACUGAUAGUUUGUCACAGUGACAAGUUAAUAUAAACAUGUAAUGAAAAUUUUCC
Arabidopsis thaliana (thale cress) is the source of this 1162-nucleotide messenger RNA. RefSeq names its product Thioredoxin superfamily protein. NCBI's taxonomy places the organism in Eukaryota, Viridiplantae, Streptophyta, Magnoliopsida, Brassicales, Brassicaceae. The transcript has a single exon. Bases 151 to 855 code for a protein of 234 amino acids. Gene Ontology annotation, biological process: cellular response to oxidative stress; cellular oxidant detoxification. The record is from RefSeq and is marked reviewed. Gene Ontology annotation, cellular component: chloroplast stroma. Gene Ontology annotation, molecular function: peroxiredoxin activity; oxidoreductase activity.